Messenger RNA from Lolium rigidum, 730 nucleotides. Its product is annotated as 30S ribosomal protein S16-2, chloroplastic/mitochondrial-like. Bases 32 to 451 code for a protein of 139 amino acids. The transcript has 3 exons. NCBI's taxonomy places the organism in Eukaryota, Viridiplantae, Streptophyta, Magnoliopsida, Poales, Poaceae. The record is from RefSeq and is a predicted model, not a curated record. Gene Ontology annotation, molecular function: structural constituent of ribosome. Gene Ontology annotation, cellular component: small ribosomal subunit; ribosome. Gene Ontology annotation, biological process: mitochondrial translation.
GAAAGGCGAAGGCGGCGAGGAAGAGAAAAAAAUGGUGGUCCGGAUCAGGCUCGCGCGCUUCGGCUGCCGGAACCGGCCCUUCUACCGGGUCAUGGCCGCCGACAGCCGCUCCCCGCGCGACGGGAAGCACCUCGAGGUCCUCGGCUACUACAACCCGCUCCCCGGGAAGGAUGGUGGCAAGAGGAUGGGUCUCAAAUUCGACCGGGUCAAGUACUGGCUCUCUGUUGGGGCACAGCCAUCAGAUCCCGUGCAGCGUAUACUCUUCCGUGCCGGGGUUCUGCCUCCACCUCCGUUGCUAGCUAUGGGCCGUAAGGGUGGACAUCGUGACAGGAACCCCAUUCAUCCGAUGACUGGGCGUCCCUUGGAUCUUGAGGGUGUCACAAUUGUUGAUGAUCCCAAUGCUACUGAAGGUGAUGCUGAAGAACCUGCAGAACCUUCAUUGGAAGCGUGAUAAAUUUUCAUUUCUGGCUUAUGUAGUGGUGCUGCAAGACGAAGGAACUUGUUUAUCCUGCUUCGGAUAAGAUUAUGAGUGCGUAGCGUACAAUGUGGCAACAGUUUAGUCAUGUAUCUCUCCUUUUUUAUUUCUGGAAAUGCUGAGUCAUGAGUUAGCUGUCCCCAGUCUACUAUGUUGUCUCCUAAUAUGAUUCCUUUUGAAUGGAAUAUGAUGAUAUAAAUGACAACUUCACUGAACUUCUGAGUUCACCAAGUUGAAAAAUAAAUUGUUCCUUUA